This is a messenger RNA of Betta splendens (Siamese fighting fish), 6479 nucleotides long. It is a transcript of the gene grm3, whose product is annotated as glutamate receptor, metabotropic 3. Gene Ontology annotation, cellular component: membrane. Gene Ontology annotation, molecular function: group II metabotropic glutamate receptor activity. The coding region runs from base 518 to 3190 and encodes 890 amino acids. Lineage: Eukaryota; Metazoa; Chordata; Actinopteri; Anabantiformes; Osphronemidae. Gene Ontology annotation, biological process: G protein-coupled glutamate receptor signaling pathway; regulation of synaptic transmission, glutamatergic. The transcript is spliced from 14 exons. The record is from RefSeq and is a predicted model, not a curated record.
CACGCACGCGUGCGUACACGCGCGCGCGGAGCUGGCGCGCAGAGCAGUGGCGCCCAUCCUCUCUCUCAGUGCGACUCCUCCGAGGGAUCAGGAGUAGACUAAGUCAAACUUCCAGAUUAAGAAUUGUGCGCAGCCUUUGAAGAAUCCAAGUCGCCAAGAUCAGAGGGUGGAAACAUGGAACCUUUAAUGCCAAGAAUCGAAAGGAGUCCAACAUAUUAAUUUACCAGGUGUCUGUCCUGAUGUUCCCAUGUGUCAGUGGCCGUCUACUCAUGUACUUCUUCAUGCAGCAGGACUGAUGUCCAGAUGUUGCACCCCUCCAUGUGUGGUCCAGUUCAACUCUCCCUGACCGUUUCAUGGGCCACAGAUCAACCCCAGCAUCCACACCCACCGCACGUCGCACACCUCCCCCUUAACCCCUCACCCCUAACCUCCAUCCUUAGUCCCACACCUCCCUCAGCUCCACCCACCGCCAGGCUUCUCCAAACGUUGUGACAAUCGUAAACUCUCCGAGCCCGACAUGGUGGCCCGCGUUCCCACUUUGGUCUUGGUGGUGAUGUGUCGGGGGGUCUUGCUCUCCGUCGGGGACCCACCUCAGUCUCGCCGAGAGAUCCGCAUUGAGGGCGACCUGGUGCUCGGCGGCCUGUUCCCUGUGCACGAGAAGGGCGCGGGGAUGGAGGAGUGCGGCCGUGUGAACGAGGACAGGGGCAUCCAGAGGCUGGAGGCAAUGCUGUUCGCCAUAGACAGAAUCAAUAAGGAUAGCGCUCUGCUGCCAGGGGUCUCCCUUGGGGUCCACAUCCUGGACACCUGUUCCAGGGACACCUAUGCACUGGAGCAGGCUCUGGAGUUCGUCAGGGCCUCCCUCACUAAGGUGGAUGACACGGAGUUCAUCUGUCCGGACGGAUCCUACGCUCUGCAGGAUGACAGCCCGCUCGCAAUCGCCGGAGUCAUAGGAGGAUCCUUCAGCAGCGUCUCCAUACAGGUUGCCAAUCUGCUCAGGCUCUUCCAGAUUCCUCAGAUCAGCUACGCCUCAACGAGCGCCAAGCUCAGCGACAAGACGCGCUACGACUACUUCGCCCGCACGGUGCCCCCCGACUUCUACCAGGCCAAGGCCAUGGCUGAGAUCCUGCGCUUCUUCAACUGGACGUACGUGUCCACCGUGGCUUCAGAGGGCGAUUACGGGGAGACCGGCAUAGAGGCCUUCGAACAGGAGGCGCGCAUGAGGAACAUUUGCAUCGCCACGUCGGAGAAGGUGGGACGUUCUAACGCUAAGAAGUCCUACGAGGCCGUGAUACGGCAGCUCCUCCAGAAGCCCAACGCCCGCGUCGCCGUCCUCUUCCUGCGCAGCGACGACGCCAGGGAGCUGCUGGGCGCCGCCGCCAGGCUCAACGCCUCCUUCAUCUGGGUGGCCAGCGACGGCUGGGGCGCCCAGGAGAGCAUCGUCAAGGGCAACGAGGUCACCGCCGAGGGCGCCAUCACGCUGGAGCUGGCGGCCAAUCCCGUCCCGGAGUUCAACCGCUACUUCCUCAGCCUGAACCCGGCCGUGAACCACCGGAACCCCUGGUACAGGGAAUUCUGGGAGCAGCGGUUCCAGUGCUCCUCGGGCGGCGGAGGGGCGGCGGCGGGCGGCGCUGGACCGGAAGAGGCGCCUCACCCACCGUGCGACGAGGACUUGGCGAUGGACAGGAGCAACUUUGAACCGGAGUCGAAGAUCAUGUUUGUGAUAAACGCGGUGUACGCCAUGGCUUACGCGCUGCACAACAUGCAGCGGAGCCUGUGCUUCAACACCACCAAACUGUGCGACAGCAUGAAGGCCUUGGACGGGCGGAGGCUCUACCGGGAUUACAUCCUGAACGUCAGCUUCCCGGCCCCUUUCUCGCCCCCAGGCAGCGAGACGGUGGUGAAGUUCGACUCCCAGGGCGACGGCAUGGGCCGGUACAACAUCUUCAGCUACCAGCGCUCGGGCGACCGCUACGGCUACGCGCCGGUGGGCGAAUGGGCGGAGAGCCUGAGCCUGAGCGGCGACCUGAUCCACUGGCCCCGGGAGGCGGUGCCCACGUCGCAGUGCAGCGACCCCUGCGAGCGCAACGAGAUGAAGAAGAUGCAGGCAGGUGAGUACUGCUGCUGGAUCUGCACAGCCUGUGAGCCGCACGAGUAUCUGGCUGAUGAGUUCACGUGUGCGCCCUGUGCCCCCGGCCAGUGGCCCACUGACGAUCUGACGUCCUGCUAUGACCUUCCCGAGGACUACAUCAUGUGGGAGGACGCCUGGGCCAUUGGUCCAAUUACCAUAGCCUGUGUGGGGUUCAUGUGCACCGGUCUGGUGGUUUGGGUGUUUAUCCGGCACAACGACACGCCGCUGGUGAAGGCAUCGGGCCGGGAGCUCUGUUACAUCCUGCUCUCGGGGGUCUUCAUGUCCUACGCCAUGACUUUCCUGUUCCUGGCCAAGCCCUCCCCCGCCGUCUGCGCCCUGCGGCGCCUCGGCCUGGGCACGUCCUUCGCCGUGUGCUACUCCGCCCUCCUCACCAAAACCAACAGGAUCGCCAGGAUCUUCAGCGGCGUGAAAGACGGCGCCGGCGCGGCGCGGCCGCGCUUCAUCAGCCCGUCCUCUCAGGUCUUCAUCUGUCUGAGUCUGAUCUCGGUCCAGCUGGUGAUGGUGUCGGUGUGGCUGCUGCUGGAGGUCCCGGGGACGCGGCGCUUCACGCUGCCCGAGCGACGGCAAACGGUCAUCCUCAAGUGUAACGUGCGCGACGCCAGCAUGCUGCUGUCGCUGGGAUACGACGUGCUGCUGGUCAUCCUGUGUACUGUGUAUGCCUUCAAGACCAGAAAGUGCCCAGAGAACUUCAACGAGGCCAAGUUCAUUGGCUUCACCAUGUACACCACCUGCAUCAUCUGGCUGGCCUUUCUUCCCAUCUUCUACGUCACGUCCAGUGACUACAGGGUCCAGACCACCACCAUGUGCAUCUCCGUGAGUCUGAGCGGCUUCGUGGUCCUCGGCUGCAUGUUUGCACCCAAGGUCCACAUCAUCAUGUUCCAGCCCCAGAAGAAUGUGACCAGCCACAGGCUUAACCUCAAUCGCUUCAGUGUCAGCGGGGCUGCCACCUCAUACGCGUCUCAUGCUUCCGUCAGCGCCCACUACGUCCCGACCGUGUGCAACGGGAGAGAGAUCGUCGACUCCACCACUUCCUCCCUGUGAGCGCAACACGUCCUCUCCCUAAAUAAAGCCCCUGCGACUGUUAGCCAAGCCGUGAAUCCAUGAUCAACCACCUCUGCCCAUCGAAUAGGCCCACUUUACUGACUCACACACACACACAAACAUGAUCAACCUUAAUUGUGGACUAGGACUAUAUUGUUUCACAAAUGUAGAAAGUGUGUAACUAUAAUUAAAUUAUUUUCUAGGGUUGUACAUACAUGGAUAGAUCUUGUUGUAAGUAGAGAAACAAAAGAACAAAAAAAGUUUUUAGGAGGAAUUUUUGGAGCCUUUGUUUUUGAUAGCUUUGUUAUGAUGCGGUGUAAAUAGACAUGCACUAAGUCAUGGUAGGAGGGUGUGUGUCCCUCAGCUCGGAUGCACAUUCGUGGCUCUGCUUGCCUCACCUGCAAUAUCCCACAGACUUUCUAUUCUCAUGCUUUUUUUGUAGGUCUCAUUGUAAUAACAGAUGAUGUAUGCAUUUCUAUUGUGUAUCUGUACAUUUGUAUAUUACGCUACUGAUGGUUCAAACAGCACAACGGUCUUGUACCCCGGAACGAAUGUGGACAAAAAAAAAAAAAAAAAAAAAAAAAAAAAGCAUAAACUGGAUUGGCUGCAUCAACAGGAAAGGACAACAACCACAAAAAGAAUCCAUCACUCAUCGAUCUAACUGAGCUGUGCCAAAACACGACUGUCCGUUUGAGAAUUUGUUUAGUCACUUUGACCGAUCUGCUAAUAAUCUCAUUGUGGCUGCAAUCGUUGCUGGAAAAUGUCUUUUGCUUUUGAUACAGAUGUUCGUUUUUCUAUUUCUAAUCAUGGAUUCCCUUUAUCUAAAUGGCCAUAGUUCCAGACAUGUGUUCACCAACGCAACGCUCUGUUCACUCCCACUCUCAAACUGUUCUUUCUUUAGCCGAUCGUUGUAAUGGAUUGCUAUUAACGAGCAGAGCUGACGAGGUGGACUGCAAAUGUAUUUCUGCUGCCGCAAAUCUGCCAGCACGAGUCCUGGCUCACUAUUCUGCUUUACUUCUACUCAAAUGAAUUGCUGCUUUGCUGAACACAUGUUUUUUUUCCAGACAAAGAGCAGUAUCUCGUGUUUUUAUGCCCCAUAGAUACAAUGUGUGGUGAUGUUUUGAAUAUGGCUAUGUGCCUUAAUGUAUGUUCGACAGUGCUGCAGGUAAAGGUCGUAGGGGAUCGGUUCUGGAUUAUCAGCUGCACCUUCCGGUCCAGUCGCUGUAAAGGCGACUGUUUCCGCGUGGAGUGCGUCUUUCAGGGCAACACUAUGCUAGUUAGCUGUAUUCCCUACCAAGCCUUCUGCCAUCGAUUGUUUACUUGAAGCGUAGAAAAGGUGACUCUGAGGACUUUCUGUUCCCCGCUUCUAUCUCCAGUCUGUUCUGUAAGAAUACUGACGUUUCUAAUAGGCUCCCAUCCCCUGAUUUCACAGCGUGGCUCCGGGCAAAAGGAGAGAGAAAGAGGUCGAGAAGCUCAUAAACCAUUAAGAUGAUGUCACUGACCCAUCAACUUACUGAAGUGUGCAGUUUACAUAUCUGUGUUAAAUGUGUUGACAUGGGGCGGCACAGUGGAGCAGCUGGCUCCGGCGGUCCCGCAGAGGCUCACGCGAGGAAGCGGAGCACACGCGCUAACAAAAGGAUGUUAGAGUAGAGCUCGCGAUGUGCAGAACAUUCAUCAAAACAUCAGGUUCCAUCAGCCUCUCCGUUCGUGGCUGGAAACACGGCAGACUCUCCACCGGGCGGCAGUCAUGGAGGUGGGAGAAUGAACGAUGGAAGCAAUUAGGGGAAAACAUGUUGAAAUAGGCCGAAUUAGUGGCUUCAUUUAACAUUAGAGUAUAUUUCAUUUUAAAAAGAGGCCUCACAUGCAAAAAUGAAUUGCACGUGUCAGGAAAUCGAUAAUAAAAAAACUUACAUCGUUACAUAACUUACGGUUGAAAAUAUGACUGUUAUUUACUGUAAAACAAAACUAUUGGAAAAUUAGUGUUCUCCAUUGGCGAACAUUUCACUCUGGAGCAGUUUCCCUUUUGCGCAGCCAGUCUCCCAGCCGCCAUGAUAAUCAGUGAGUGAUAGACUGAAACAUUUUCAGAGGAUGCGCCGUCGAGAGCCGACCUACAUGGGGGUGCGGGGAGCAGGCGGAGCGAGCGGCGCGGCGGAGCUGCCGCUGGAUUAUGUAAAGCGCUCCCACAGCCCAGAAGUCACAAUGUUUCUUUGGAAGCUCAAAAGCAUCUCAGAGAUCCACCGUCUUUGUUAACAAAGGGCUUAGCCAUUCACUCCGUGGUCCUGCUCCCACAAGAUACACCCCGCAUGGCCGGUUGCUACGGACAACCACCGCCGCAUCCGCUGCCGGAAUGUCUGUUUGCCUGCGCGGAGAGGAGGGUGGGAGUCGAGGGCGAACGAAGAAAGAGAGAGAGGGGGAAAAAAAAUGCUGGCUUCUGGUUCAAAUUGGCAGAGACUGGUGAGAUUUGGCUCAGCACAGCCCGGCACUCUACUCCCAGCUUUUAAUGGCCACACAAAUAGAGCACUUAACCCUGAUUCUCCUCUCAUUUAGUCCAGGGACCAGUCCCGGACAACAGUCUCACACUCUCCCCCUGACCCGCUCCCACUCCCUCAGCCUCACCCCUUCAACCUUCCCUCUGCCACCUUUGUCUCCAUCAUCCACCGCGCUGUGUGUGAAACUUGCUGCCGCGUCGGUCUCAGCAAAGACCACCUAAGCCGGGCCAGCAGACUGGCGGCCCACACUUAGGCUGAAGCACCCAGAUCUGGGCGCCCACUGCAGCCUUGCCAACGGAGCAGGCUGGAGGAGGUUGGAUGAGGGAUGAGGGGAAGGCAGGAAGCAGAUCCGAAAGUGUAGGGGGAGAAAAAAAACAAUGGGAUUUAGAUGUAAAGAAAAUGGAUUACUUUGAAAUACACCACCUCUCUCACUAUUCCACACAGCUUAUCAUCUCAUGUACCCAGGAGCUCUCUAUGGAUGCCUCCCUAAUUGGCCUUACACAUGAAUGUCCCUUUCAAACAGCACACCAUCCACUACAGACAUUUUUGCUCCACCAUUCAGCUGCUGCCAACUGCCAUGUGCUCCACAAAGGUCUCUGUGCUGCAGCCCCCCGCUAUAUAACAGAAUGUGUCCUUGGCCUCCGGGUUUUUCUAACGAGACAAGAUCUCGGCGGCAACACGGAGCCGAGGUCAAGCAGAGCCUGGAACCGGCCAAUCACAAAGCAAUAGGUCUGUGUUUAUGAUGCGUGCAAUAAAAAGGAGGCUGUGAUGACAUCGUAUUAAAUAACAAUGAGCAAACA